AUGGACAAGACGCUGCGAACUACAGUUCUCAUUUUCCGAUCACUCACGGAUUUCCUUUUGCUUACUCAUAUCGUUGCUCAAAUUCUUGAUCGGGUGCACACCGACUACGAAAUCCCUCCUCAGCUGGGCUCCAAACCCGGUUUCCACAAGGAGUUUGACUCCGAUACCGAGGAUCGCUCCGAUUACUGGUUCUUUGUCAGCUCUCUCAUAAUCAAGUGUCUCGCUGUUCUUCCAAUCCCACAGGUUGCGAUACUGGUGGGCUUUUUCAGAUUGGGAGGAACUGAUUUCAGUAUCACAAGAAAAUUUCUGAACAUGUCUCUUGUCCUCCAAUAUCUACCUAGGGUUAGUCAAAUCUACCUAUCCAGGAGUAAAUUUAGCAUGGGCGGAAAAUGGGCUAGACCUGCAUUCAAUUUGUUUCUCUAUAUCCUUGCAAGUCAUGUACUUGGUGCGUUAUGGUAUUUUUUUGCCAUCGAACGAGAGACAUCAUGUUGGCACAGGGCUUGUAGAAAAACAGCAGGAUGUAUAGCUAGUGCUUACAAGUGCAGUGUGAGCGUAUUUAUGCAGUCCGCAACUACAAAUGCCUUGGAGUCUGAAAAAUUGAGGCAGAUAAAAAUUGCAGAAAACAAAGGAGAAAUUGUGAAGUGGAUGAAAAGUAAUAAUCUCCCUGAUGAUACGAAGGAAACAAUCAAGACAGCCAUAAGAGAAUACAAAGUUCUGGAAAAAAAGUUAAUAAUUGAUGUGGAUGUGAAAUAUUUUGUUAAUGAUACGCCAUUCUCUAUUCGUAUCAAACAACCUAUUUUGGAGCACCUUGGACUAGAUUUGUUAAAAGGAGUACCUAUAUUUGCCAACACUCCAGAUGACAAGUUGAGAAGUUUGUGCCACCUUAUGAUUCCAGUGACUUACAGCAGGAAUGCUGCUUUUGUUAAUGCCGACCAGCCACUUGAUCAGAUGAUCUUCAUUAUACGAGGUGAAAUUGAAUUUGUAGGGACAACAGGUGAUCCUUCAUAUCGCAGGCGUGAACACAAAUACCUCGGAAAAGUUCUUGAAAGAUGGAUGGCGUUUAACUUCUUAAAGAGGUCUUAUUGUGACCCUCUUCCUAAUUUGGCCGGCGGAUAUAUCAAAGCUUGUGAUCUAGCAGUUGAAGCCCUUGCUCUCAAGGCCUGGGACAUAUUGCGUUUUGCCGAGCAGACUUUCGAUGUCAAAUCUCCACAUUUGAUAGCGCUUGCGUCUGCUCACAAGAGUACCGUUGAUCAUGAGACAAAAGAGGAUCCGCUUAUUCGUAGCGUGCUACCACUGCUAUGGGAACCUCCAGCGGUUGGCUGGGUGAAACUCAACUGCAGUUAUGUCUGGAAUCCGGAUUCUAAGUGGGCAGCUUUCGGUUGUGUAUUGAGGAACGAUAAAGGAGAACUGAUUAAUGUAGCAAGUGUUGGCAAUAAUAAUCAUAAGUAUAUUGACAAGUUUCAUGCGGGAGCUUCCUGUAUAUGGUCCUUAAUGAAGUUCUCUGUGCAACUUGUAAAAACUGGUCAGAUCAUUGUGGAGUCUGAUGACAAGUUCCUCAUCGAUUUCCUGGAACAAGGGCCUAUGCGCCCGGACGAAAGAGUGCGAGGCAUCCUUCGUCCUGUGCUUCAAGAUAUUGCCAGUGAGGUUUCAAAGUUCAAGGUUUGUAAAUUUGCGCACUGUAAGCGCCAAACUAAUGCAGCAGCGGUUCGCGUAGCAGAACAUGCUGUUCAUGUUACUGAGCCUAAAACUUGGAAAAAGCCUGAAGAAAUACCUGAACUGGUUGAUGCCCUGAAGAAGGAUAGUCCGCAUCUAUACAAGAGUUUACGAGAGCAAAAAUUGGCUGAUCAGAAGGUCAACAUCGACAGUGGCUCGUCUACUUCGGCUGUUGGUGCUGCUCUUAGCUCUAAGGAAACAAUUGUUGAAGUAAAAGAGUCGUAG
This is a messenger RNA of Fragaria vesca subsp. vesca, 1938 nucleotides long. RefSeq lists its product as uncharacterized. The transcript is spliced from 6 exons. Bases 1 to 1938 code for a protein of 645 amino acids. The record is from RefSeq and is a predicted model, not a curated record. Gene Ontology annotation, molecular function: nucleic acid binding; RNA-DNA hybrid ribonuclease activity. Lineage: Eukaryota; Viridiplantae; Streptophyta; Magnoliopsida; Rosales; Rosaceae.